This is a messenger RNA of Passer domesticus (house sparrow), 4017 nucleotides long. RefSeq names its product perforin 1 (gene PRF1). The record is from RefSeq and is a predicted model, not a curated record. Gene Ontology annotation, molecular function: wide pore channel activity. Bases 1 to 3552 code for a protein of 1183 amino acids. Gene Ontology annotation, cellular component: membrane. Gene Ontology annotation, biological process: immunological synapse formation; T cell mediated cytotoxicity; defense response to virus. The transcript has 5 exons. NCBI's taxonomy places the organism in Eukaryota, Metazoa, Chordata, Aves, Passeriformes, Passeridae.
AUGGUGGCCCUGAUGUCCCCAGAGAUGACAAUGGUGACCCCAAAGGUGACAGAGGUGUCCCCAAAGGUGUCCCCAGAGGUGCCAGAGGUGACAAAGGUGACCCCAAAGGUGACAAAGAUGAUCCCAGAGGUGACAGAGGUGACCAAGGUGACCCUGGUGUCCCCAAAGGUGACCCCAGAGGUGGCCCUGGUGUCCCCAGAGGUCACAGAGGUGACAGAGGUGACAAAGAUGACCCGGAAGGUGUCCUCAAGGGUGCCAAAGAUGUCCCCAAAGGUCCCAGAGGCCGCCCCCCGCUGCGCGCUGUGCCCCGACGCCCUGCGCCCCUCGUCCCCCGUGCGCGUCCCCGCGGCCGUGGGCGGCUGGCGCUCCGGCCGCCGCUGCCACCGCCAGUCGCGCGUGGCGGCGGGCGCGGGCGCGGUGGGGACGGCGGUGGGGACGGCGGUGACGGCCGGGUGGCGCCUGGGGGUGGGCUGGGGGCGCGGGGGCGCCGGGGUGGUGGCAGCGGGGUCCCAGUCCCGGCUGGCCCAGGAGGGGCUGCGCUGGCAGCGGCAGGACCGGAGCGCGCUCAGCUGGCAGCAGAUCCGCUGCGUCUUCUACUGGACCUGGCUGGACCCCGGCUCGGCCCGCCCCUCCCCCUCCUUCGCCCGCGCCGUCCGCUCCCUCCCGCCGCGCUUCACUCCGGCCACGGCCGCGGCCUACGCCGAGCUGGUGUCCACCUUCGGCACCCACGCCGUGCGGUCAGCGCGCCUGGGCGGCCGCCUCCGGACGCUGACCGCCGUCCGGCUCUGCCGCGCCGCCAUGGCCGGAGUGGGGGCGCAGGAGGCGUCCGACUGCCUGCGGACCGAGCUGACCUUCGGGGCGGUCAGCGCGGCCGCGGCCGCCUGCCGGACGGCGCGGGCGGCCACCGAGGGCAACGUGACCUUCGGCGAGUUCUUCGGCCAGCGGCUGCUGGAGGUGGACGGAGGCGCUGACCGCGACGGCGACCUGGCCUUCGGGCGGCCGGAGGAUUUCUCGCGCUGGCUCAAGAGCGUGCCGGACGCUCCGGCCGUGGUGGAGGCUGACCUCUGGCCGCUGCACGCCCUGCUGCCGGCCGCUGACCCCCGGCGCCGGGCGCUGCGGGCGGCCGUGCGCAGCUACGUGGCGGCCAAAGCGCUGAGGGUCAACUGCAGCUGUGCCGGACGCGGCGCGGCCAGCGGUGCCGUCCGUGCUGACCUUUCCUCCAACCACCAAGAUGACCCCGCUGACCUCGGUGACCCCCGAGCUGACCCCGCUGACCUCGGUGACCCCCGAGCUGACCCCGCUGACCCCUCCCCUGGCUCCCCUCCCCCCCACCCGUGCCACUGCGCCUGCUCGCCCUGGCCCCUCCCCCUGGGCGGCUCCCCGUGCUGCCCCGCCCACCGCGGCCUCGCCCACCUCUCCGUCCGCAUCGUGGCCGGCCGCGGCUGGCGCGGCGACCCGCUGACCCCCACGGACGCCUACGUGUGGGUCAUCUUCGCCGACCGCCGCGCUCGGACCGCCACGGCCUGGAACAGCGAGCGUCCACUCUGGGGUCAGCGGCUGGAGCUCGGCCAGGUGCGGCUGCGGCCGGACGCCCACCUGGAGCUGCAGGUGUGGGACGAAGACCACGGCUGGGACGAUGACCACCUGGGGACGUGCCGGUGGCCGCUGACCGCCGGCGAGUGGCCGGAGAGGUCGUGCUUCGCGGGGAGUGGACGGCUGGACUUCGGAGUGACCGCUCGGUGCGGCCCGAGCCUGGCCGGGCCGCUCUGCCACGAUUACCGGCCGGCCGCGCCCCCGGGCGGGGCGGGGCUGGGGGGCGGGGCGCCGUGGCCGCCCGAGGGCUCUGAUUGGGCGAAGUUCGUGGAGGAGGAGGAUGAGGAUGAUGAAGAUGAAGAUGAGGAAGAUUUGAGGGUUUUGCACAGGUUUUGGGAGGUUCCGGCAGGUUCCGAAAAUCCCAAAUCCCGCCCAAAAUUGGGGUCAUCAAAACAUCAAGAAAGAGCCCAAAAACUCUCCCAGUUUGGCCCAGUUCGGUCCCAGUUUGAGGGUGAUGAAGAUGAUGAAGAUGAAGGCCCCAAAAAACCCAAAUUUGGCCCCAUUUCGGAGGUUGCAGAAGAUGAUCCGAAAAAUGCCAAAUCCCAACCAAAUUUGGGGUCAUCAAAACGCCAAGAAAGAGCCCAAAAACUCUCCCAGUUUGGACCAGUUCGGUCCCACUUUGAGGAUGAUGAAGGUGAUGAAGAUGAUGAAGAUGAAGGCCCCAAAAAACCCAAAUUUGGCCCCAUUUCGGAGGUUCCAGAAGAUGAUCCGAAAAAUGCCAAAUCUGACCCAAAUUUGGGGUCGUCAAAAAGCCAAGAAAGAGCCCAAAAACUCUCCCAGUUUGGACCAGUUCAGUCCCAGUUUGGGGAUGAAGAUGAUGAAGAUGAAGGCCCCAAAAAACCCAAAUUUGGCCCCAUUUUGGAGGUUACAGAAGACGAUCCCCAAAACCCCAAAUCCGACCCAAAUUUGGGGUCUCCAGAAGCCCAAAAACGCUCCCAGUCUGGCCCAGUUCGGUCCCAGUUUGGACCAGUUCGGUCCCAGUUUGAGGGUGAUGAAGAUGAUGAAGAUGAAGGCCAGAAAAACCCCAAAACCCCCAAAUUUGGCCCCAUUUGGAAAAAUCCCAAAAAUGCCAAAUCCGACCCAAAUUUGGGGUCACAAACACAUCAGGAACGGCCCCAGUUUGGACCAGUUCGGCCCCAGUUUGAGGGUGAUGAAGAUGAUGAAGAUGAAGGUCCAAAAAAAGCUGAAAAACCCAAAUUUGGGUCAUUUUUGGAGGUUAGAGAAGACGAUCCCCAAAACCCCAAAUCCGACCCAAAUUUGGGGUCAUCAAAACAUCAAGAAAGAGCCCAAAAACUCUCCCAGUUUGGACCAGUUCAGUCCCAGUUUGAGGGUGAUGAAGAUGAUGAAGAUGAAGGUCCUAAGACCCCCAAAAACCCCAAAUCUGGCCCCAUUUCGGAGGUUCCAGAAGAUGAUCCGAAAAAUGCCAAAUCCGACCCAAAUUUGGGGUCGCCAAAACCCCAAGAGAGACCCCAAAAACGCUCCCAGUUUGGCCCAGUUCAGUCCCAGUUUGAGGAUGAUGAAGAUGAUGAAGAUGAAGGUCCAAAAAAAGCCAAAUUUGGCCCAUUUUGGGAAAGUCCCAAAAACCCCAAAUCCCACCCAAAUUUGGGGUCUCCAAACCCCAAAGAAAGACCCCAAAAACGCUCCCAGUUUGGCCCAGUUUGGCCCCAGUUUGAUGCAGAUGACGAUGACGAUGAUGAUGAUGAGGAUGAAGAGGAAGAAAUCAGCGACGCCGAAUUUCGCCGCCUUUGGAACCUGGAGGAAAACGCCCCAAAAAACCCCGAAUUUGACCCAAUUUGGGCCAUUCCCGAAUCCCAAAACCCCGCCCAGUUUGGCCCAGUUGGGUCCCAGUUUGGCGAUGAAGACGAUGAAGAUGAAGGCCCCAAAAACCCCAAAUUUGGGAAAUUUUGGGACGGUCCCAAAAGGGGAUUUUGGGACGAACCCAAAAAACCCCAAUUUUGACCCAAUUUUGACCCAAAUUUGACCCAAUUUUGGUGAUGAUGAUGAUGAUGAUGAUGAAGAUGAUGAUGAUGAAGAUGAUGAAGAUGAAGGCCCCAAAAACCCCAAAUUUUCCCCAAUUUGGGAAGGUCCCAAAAGGGGAUUUUGGGGCGAACCCAAAAAACCCCAAUUUUGACCCAAAUUUGACCCAAAUUUGACCCAAAUUUUGACCCAAUUUCGGUCCCAGUUUGAUGAAGAUGAUGGUGAUGAAGAUGAUGAAGAUGAUGAAGAUGAAGGCCCCAAAAACCCCAAAUUUUCAAUUUUUCCCCAUUUUGGGACGGUCCCAAAAGGGGAUUUUGAGGCAAACCCAAAAAACCCCAAAUUUGACCCAAAUUUGACCCAAUUUUGACCCAAAUUUGGUCCAAAUUUGGUGAUGAUGAUGAUGAUGAAGAUGAUGAAGGCCCCGAAAAUUUGGGGGGGAAUAAAAAU